This is a messenger RNA of Papaver somniferum (opium poppy), 3448 nucleotides long. RefSeq lists its product as uncharacterized. Bases 2403 to 3236 code for a protein of 277 amino acids. The record is from RefSeq and is a predicted model, not a curated record. NCBI's taxonomy places the organism in Eukaryota, Viridiplantae, Streptophyta, Magnoliopsida, Ranunculales, Papaveraceae. The transcript has 11 exons.
CACUAUUUCUCUCUUUAGCCUCGCUCCAACACAGAUUUCUGUAACUUUUGUUUAGAUUUUUGAUUCUUUGUAGUUUAUUAUGGUUCGAUUGUUAUGAUGCAGCGCUUCGAAGAGUUCUAAAUCUUCUUUCUCAUAAGAUAAUCUCCAGAAAACAUAUGUUGUAUCAAACCCUAAUUUUUCAAAUUCUUAUAUCAUAUCAACAGGGUUUUUAAAUUCAUUGUUAUGUUGAGUUAUGGGGUUCCUCCUCUUCAUGGUGCUCGGUUCAGGCAAGAUCAGUGUCGCUCCUCCUCCUGUUCAAAUCAAUAUGUCUGGAUAAUUGCAUCAAAUCAAUCAAUUUGUACCACAAAGGGAAUUAAUGUCUCGAAACUGUAGAUAUUUGGGAAAUAUCUUUGACAAUUAGUUGGAUCGAGAGGACAAAGGAACAAAUGGGUUGUUGUUGCUGCCGUUAAAUUGGUGAACCCACACUUUUAUUGAACUUGAGGAGUCAAUUCUAUUUGGUGAUGUGGCUGCUAAUGCUUUACAUGAUUCUGAGCAUCAGAUUUUCUGAGAGUUUUUCAUUCGGUUUUGGUAUAUCCAAUUGAUCAGAGGCUUAAAAAUCCUAGGGCUUUAGCAGGCUUUAUAUAAUCAGUCACCGGAAGAUGUAGAUGUACACUACAUCAAUGACAAGGAUGACGAAGUUUUGUGGCAAAUUCAUUGUUUGAUAGUUCAUGAAGUAUGGGUUUUAUCUUGGUUUGGUUCCUUGCUGGGGUUUUAGCCUUUUAGGUAGUUAUUUGAGAUUUGAAGGCAAGGAAAAGUGUUUCUUUUUGGGUUACAGGAUAUGAGAACUUAUCAAACGGCCUCAAUUAGAUCUUAGGGUAGCUGCAAUCCAUGUGAAUUUUUAAGAGACUGAACUCUGCUACAGUAGCUGUGUUGGGAAUAUCUUUAACGGUACUAAUGUGGAGCACAUCUUAACAAAGAUUAAAUUUGAGCAUUCUUUCCGGGUGCUGUCGUGAACAGGUUUUCUUAGUUGGUAUGAAUUGAAGUCUUUCCUCCUGACCAAGAAUUCGUCUCAUGCCAGAAAACUCCUCGAUUUUUGCUCUAAGAAGUAAUUUGUAUCAUGGUAAAGCACGCAUCACAUCAUUCGUGCUAGAAGCAUGAAUUAUGAUGUUGAGAAGAAGAGAUUGCUUGGUCGAGUGGAGUUUCAUGAAUCUGAAAGAGGAUGGUGGGAAACAUAAUGCUAAAAUUUGUGGAGGACUCGCUAAAGAAUGUUGCAAGGCUGUAGAACGAAUAGAUGUAGUGUUGAUGACGAAAAAGGGAAGUGAUGGUAAUGUUUGUAUUAUCUGCAAGCGUGGUGGGAGCGGAAUGCUCAUGUGGGUUACAGUUGUUCUUUUCAUCUUCAGUUCAUUUGACACUGGCACUCAAUACCGAAAUUUCAAGGUGUUGUGUUAAGAAGAAGAUUCAGUAAGGUGCGCGUUAUUUUCCUGGAGGAGUAGACUCCAAUCUGGACGCCAAAGAUUGUGGUAAGCUGGUAGUGUGUGGUUGUUUUCUUAUUUAUACACCGCUUUUUGCUUGCAGCCACUGUAAGUACUCCAUGGUGACAUAAGGUUGGGUUUAUGUUCAAGUAAAGGUAGAAAAGCUUAUGCCAUUAUUCAAUUUUAUCUUUUAAACAAACAGGUCUAAGUGUGUUUUCAACUUACGUUAGGAAAUCAUAUUUGAUGUCUUAGCUCAAAAGGCAGAGCACAUGGCUUUCACCCAUGUUUAUUGUGGGUUCAACUCCCACAGAUGGCUUGGUUAUAUGAGUAACCAAAUCUGGAACCAGUUUAAACUCUAGAUUUCCUACUUUAACUAGAUUUCCUAAUUUAACAAGAUUUCCUAAUCAAGAAAUUCAAAACCAGUUUAAACUAUGGAUUUCCUAAUUUAUCUAGAUUUCCUUAACCUCACAGUUCCCCUAUAUAUCCUUAUAUGUACACCUUUCUUAGCUGAAUUGGAUUUCCUGUUCCUAACAGUUUUCCCACAUAUCUUCCUCUAUAUAUACACCUUGGAAAGUGCUCAGUUUACAAUUGUACCUGUGAUUAAAGUCUGGCACCAUCUGGGAACAGAGUUCUUCAAAGAGGCAGAAGACAACAUCAUCGCAAGCUAGCGAGGAUGGGCAACAAACCAAUAAUGCAAGGUCUGUGGCUGCGAGGUUAAGGUGGGAAAAGAAAAGGCAGAGUGACGGGGAAAAACAAGAGCAGGUGGAGCGCGAAGCAAGGUUGAAGUUUGAACAACAACUUGAAAUUGCACGACAGGCGGAGGAUAUUAGGCGGGAAAGAGAACAGUUCAUAGCAGAUAGGAUAAAGGUAUGAUUAUAAUUAACGUGUGUGUAUAGAUGGAUGUAUGGUUUGUGUUUAAAAGUAUGAUUAUAUUUUGGCUGCGGUUUUCGGAUGCGGAGAGUGGAGGGUCAACCCCGGCAUCGUUUGAACGAGGAGGAAAAAAAACGUGAAAGAAAACGUCAAGAAUUAUUAAAUAUUCGCAGUGCAGGGUCUGGGCAAGCAAUAGAACAACAGGAGGGUGAGCAUAUCAAUAGUUCAUUAAAUGCUCAGGUUCGUAAGUUAUUUAUUUACAGUAGAGACUAUGAGAAUGGUUACACUGUCGAGAGCAACAUUGGUGUAGAAGUUAAUUUGGGAGGGAGUAGAGAACAAUUAAUGCGUCAGCAAACACAAUGCAAUGGUGUUGUAUUAGACGAUAAAGAAUAUAGACAACGUGUAAUGGAGGAGAGGCAAAGACAAACUCAGCUUUUUAGUCAACAACCUUGUACACAAUACAUACUCGGGGAAAAUAAGGCUACCAAAUAUAAGAAGUAUAAUGAUCGGAGAAAGGCCGAGAGAGCGUCCAAAAAGGAACCAGUGCAGAAAGUUAAAAACACUAAACAAGUAUCCGCGAUAAGGAUCUUAUGUGUUGAUUCAAAUGUAAAAAAAUUUAUGCACACACGAUCUACAGCUCAGAAAGCGCGGUGGGCAUCUGUGAGAGAGAAGAAGGGAGAUAUGGAGAGAAUGACUGCUAGCAGUGAUGCUGUCACGGUUCCAAAAUUGGGUUUGGUUCCCAAGGCACGCGUACAUGUGCAGCCAGAAACAUUGUAUGCUUUUUUGACUGAGGAGGAAAAGUAUAAUAUACUUCUAAGAAGUGGACAAAUCAAGGUUUCGUGGACAAAUCAAGGAACAAGUUGUGGUGGGACAACAAAAUGGCAUUUCUAUUGGUGGACAUAUUCCAAAACAUAAUAAAAUUGUGAGAUUUCUUUAGAAAUAUUGAGGGUCAACCAUUCAUGCUUUAUUUGGUGCAGGAGUUUUUUGAGGCAUCGUAAAUUUUUUAUCUUUAAUAACUUUAAGGGACAAUUUUUACUAUUUCAAGUUCUUUGUAUUAAAUCUUUAAUUAACAUAAAUUUUAGAUGUGGACUCUUUAAGUAAAUAUCCAUUUUAUAAUUUUUUUUUCA